UUUUUAUGUUAUGAAUAUUCUCUUCUCAAGGAAUCAAUUUAUCGAUAUUUAUUUUAUUUUUGGAGUCUAGAUUUGUCAAACAUAGUUUUUAUAGAUAUUUGCUUAGGUACUAAACACGCGAGUACAUAAGUAGACAGGGUAGGGACAUCAUCCCAUCAUUCAUCAUCUUGAAAAAUGAAGGAAGGAUACCCAAUACGAUUAAACCAAUUUGAUGAAACAACCAAAUUAAAUUGUUCAAACACAAUGCAAAAACAAAACGCAGGAAAUUCGCACUUGCGUUGUUUGAUGUUUUUUCCCUCCCCGUCCCUAGGCUCGCGCGCAAUUAUAUCUGUCAAAAAUUGUUUAUUGUUAGGUUACAAAUUGGGAAAUCUAACUAAAAAUGGAUCUUUUUAUAUCAAAAUUGUGUUUCUAAGAUAGUAGAACAAAAUGUUACAAACUUGUGAGUCAUCAUUUUUCGGUUCUAGUUUCGAAUAAGAAACCUACUGGAUUUGCACUGAGCUGUCAAAAAUUACGCGAAUAUUUUGAGUUACGGGGGAAUUUACAGAAUGUUCUCACACAAUGUAUGAAGAUGAUAACAUUACCUGUACACCAAAGCGUUACGCACUUUCAGAAGUGACAAAUUCUACUAACUAUGUGUCGCCGACAGCUAACCUCAAGUUGCUAACGAGUGUAGCGUUGCAGGAGAAUGAUCUUGUGAGUUACAGCAAUGUGCCACAAUAUCCAACCCCGCCACCAAGUGCAGUGCACAGGAAGGAAAAGUCACUACAAAUUUUGUGCGACAGGUUCCUGGAAAUGUACCCCCUACACGGAAAUGGGACUGUUGAAAUCCAGUUGGACAGCACUGCAGCCCGAUUGGGCGUUGAGAAAAGGAGAAUGUAUGACAUUAUAAAUAUUUUGGAAGCAAUCCAAUGUGCUGUGCACAAAAGGAAAAACACAUACCUAUGGUAUGGAGGAUCAAGACUGAACUCCUUCUUGAAGAUGCUGAAGAAAAAAGGAGAAAACCUGAAACUGUCAGACGCUCUACGAGGACGUGCCCCGAAGCCACCGGCUCCCAAACACAAGACCCUGGGGGUCAUGGCACAGAGGUUUCUGAUGCUGUUUUUAGUUGAACCACCUAACAAAUUAAUUAAUUUAGAAAUGGCUGUAAGGGUGUUAAUUGACACAAACAACAAAAACAAAGCAGCUCUCUCACCGGAACAGCAAGACCGCCAACACAAGUCUAAGGUCAGAAGGCUUUACGAUAUUGCCAAUGUUUUCAUUUCAGUUGGAUUAAUUGAAAAAGUUUCUGGUAAUAAUACUAUACUGAAAAAACCUGUCUUCAAAUAUGCAGGCCCUAUUACUGAUAAUGUUAUAAUGACUCCCCCAAUCACACCUCUUACUGUGUUUGAUGAACAACAAACACCUAUUUGCCAUGUGUUUGCCGGAAAGUCAAAACGCAAAUUGGAGUUUACAACUCCAACAAGUGUCAAAGAACGGAAACUAAGUGUCGGUUCCCCACCAAACACACCGUCGCAAAAGUGGGAUGAAAUAUUACUUGUAGCUGACAUGGAACUGAAUAAAAUUAACAAUCACAAUGUGUUGUGAUUUCGUAAUUAUAGUGUAUGGUUUAAUAUUUAAACAUACUUUUUAUAUACCAUUGUCUUCCAGGGGGCAUAAUAAUGUUAUAGAGAUAUUAUAUGACUGCUACUUAUUGCUGUAUCUUGAUAUUAUCCUUACAAUGUUGAUAUUAUUUUGCUUUUAUUUAUCAAUACUGCAAUUAAUCUUUAUGCAACUUUUUGCUUGAGACUGUGAGAAGUCAUUUAUUAAUGAAAACUUUAAUCAAGCCUUUGCAAGGAUAAUAACAGAUAUGUAAUAAACUGUUCCUAUAUAGUUUUUUAUACUAUUGUUGCUCAGAAUUUUAUAAAUUAUAUCUUUGUCACAGACAUUUUAGUGCAAUGAAGAAAUCAUUAUUUAAAUAAUGUUUUUAUAUGUACGUAAUAGAAUAUUUUUAAUGUAAAUAAGCAAAAUUUAUUAAUUUACUAGACAUUGAAAUAAAGAUUAAUAUUUAUAGUAUAAUACAGACAUUUUAGAAUUCAGGGUGAAUAUGAAAGUUGAAGACCAAAUUAGUAAAUAUAUUGAUAACAAUGAUCUGUUAGAGUAGGCGCACACCGUCGAUUUUUCGUCGGCCGAUAGUUUAGUCGGGCUGUUGAUCAGUAUGGGCAUGUA
Molecule: messenger RNA, 2205 nt
Organism: Ostrinia furnacalis (Asian corn borer)
Lineage: Eukaryota; Metazoa; Arthropoda; Insecta; Lepidoptera; Crambidae
Product: transcription factor E2F7
Exons: 3
Coding region: 559-1584 (341 amino acids)
Biological process (GO): regulation of transcription by RNA polymerase II
Cellular component (GO): RNA polymerase II transcription regulator complex
Molecular function (GO): DNA-binding transcription factor activity, RNA polymerase II-specific; RNA polymerase II cis-regulatory region sequence-specific DNA binding
Source: RefSeq, a predicted model, not a curated record